GCGACAACGGCGGAGCUUCCUUGACACAAGGGCUCGGCGCGACAUCUGAUUAGCUCCAGCACGAGAGCUAAGCUUUUCUAGAAGGCCGAAUAAGCUUUUUCUGUCGUGCUCGUUUGCAUGCACAGCAAACCGGAUUUACCAGAGGUAUUGAGCAUGGCACGAGGAUGGCGCGGUUUCGCGAAGACCUCCAGUCACGGCUUUGCGGCGACAUUCUCUGCGAGGUUGCGGUCAAUCCUUGACUAUAUAUAUGAAGGGUCAUGCAAUCUUGAUGAUCUCACGAGAGUCGAAAGUUUGGUUGUCGUUCGAUUCUUCCUGUCUUCUCUUACGUCAAAAUGCCUGCCAUGACUCGCAUUGCCCUGAGCCUGGGACUGGCUCUGGGUGCUUCUGCCGCCAAGAACUCAAUCGUUGCGCCCACUGGGGCUGAAAAGCUUACUGUCGGUCUUCUGGGAGACUAUGGUUGGACUGGCUGGCAGCCUCUUCCUCUGGACUUUUGCAACACCGCUUUGCCUAAGCUCCAGGCUGAUGGUGUGACUAUUCCUCGCGACCUCCAGAAUGAUUGUGACCCCGGUGACCGUGCCGAUAUCGCCAAUGCCACCAUCGAGGAGACCCGCACUGCUCAGUACAUCGAAAAGGUCUGCCUCCACAAGAACUGCUCCGCCUUCAUGUCUGUCGGCGACAACUUCUACGACAGUGGCGUGGACUUCACUUCCGAAGGUAUCCAGCGCUUCUACGAGGGCUGGGCGAACAUGUACGUCGGCAAAGCCUUCGACGGCAAGCCCUGGUACCAAGCCCUAGGCAACCACGACAUCGUCGCUGGCAAAGCCGGAGUCGACUUCCAGACGCGCAUCGCGCCCCUCAUGGAAGACCGGUGGUACUUUGGCAACGACAACCUGCCCUACUACACCUACGACCUGAAGGGGUCCAACUGGACCGCGACCUUUGCCGUCGUCGACUCGGACUGCUUCAUCAACAAGUACCAGCAGAGCACCUCGGUCUACAACACCGACUACGUCAUCGAAUGCCACAAGCAGACGCAGACUCAAGUCGACUUCCUCCGCAAGGCCUUCGCCGAGUCCACCGCAACCUGGAAGAUCCUGCAGAUCCACCACGGUUUCAUCUCCUCGUCCACCAACUACACCGAGCUCGCACCCUUGAUGGACAUUGUCCGCGAGAACAACGCCGUCGUGAUCAACGGCCACGACCACUGCAUGGCCCACUACGAGUUCAACGGAACCACCUUCGUUCUCACCGGUGGUGCCGGUUACGCCGAGGCUGGUGAUUGCAACUACGGUGUUCCCAUGGGUCCUUUCACCAAGUGGCUCGGUGCUAAUGAGCAGCAGGCGGCUAACGGUUUCGUCACUCUGGAUAUUAGCUACAAUGCGCUGCAUUUCGAGUACUAUGCUCGUGAUAUGCAGAUGAAGGGUGCUGAUUACUAUCCCGUUGCGGACGAUAUGAAGCCCUCGCACAGCUUCGAUAUUACUCAGCAUGCUACCAGGGCUAGAGUCUAGGGUCGAGAGUGAGGAGAGCGGGGGAUGUGUGUGAGGUUCACAGUGUAUAAUUAGUAGAGUCCAUAGGGG
Molecule: messenger RNA, 1577 nt
Organism: Penicillium brasilianum
Lineage: Eukaryota; Fungi; Ascomycota; Eurotiomycetes; Eurotiales; Aspergillaceae
Source: the annotation of a GenBank genome assembly